UGAAAUCCAAGGUGAAAUUAGGUCUGUCUAUCCAAUUUGUUCUAAUUGAGAACAAAACCUGCCAUGCAAGAAAGAGAAGCUGCCGCAGAUCAUGCAGAUAAGCAUGUUUCAUUAAAGAGAAACUUGGGUAUUUUUGAUUGCACCUGCUUUCUUGUGGGAAGUAUUGUGGGUGCUGGAAUUUUUGUCUCUCCCACAGGCGUAUUAGAAUAUGCUCAGCUUAACGUUGGUGUGACCUUAUGCAUUUGGGCUGCUGGUGGGGUCUUAUCGAUGAUGUGCUCCCUCUGUUACGCUGAACUUGGUUCUGCAUUACCUUAUGCUGGUGGUGAAUAUUAUCAUGUAAAACGAGGACUUGGAUCUUUACCUGCCUUCAUUUUCAUCUGGACAUUAAUAUUGUUCAUAUUACCUGCGUCCAAUGCCGCUCGAGCGCUGACAUUUGCCGAAUACGCCACUCAGCCAUUCUACUCUGGAUGCCCCACACCCGAGCUGCUUAAGAAAAUAGUGGCACUUGCAGUUCUUUGGGUGUUGGGAAUUAUAAAUAUCAAGAGUGCAAAGAUGACCACUUGGGUCCAGAAUGUUUUUACUGUGCUGAAAAUGUUGGCCUUGAUCCUUAUUGUAUUUUGUGGCCUCAGAGAACUUGGAGGAAGAAAAGAGAUUCCAGGACACUUAAAGAAUGUGUUUAGUUCUCCUGAUCCAAAUGCAGCUCAAAUAGCAGAGUCUUUCUUCCAGAGUCUAUAUGCAUAUGGAGGUUGGAGCAGCUUAAAUUACAUUGCUGAGGACAUUAAAAACCCAAGAAAGAACAUUCCGCUCUGUACAAUAACAGCCGUGUCUGCAGUGAUUGUCUUUUAUUUGCUGGUAAACAUCUCAUACCUCACAGUACUGACACCAAAAGAAAUAGUUUCUUCAGCUGCUGUAUCUGUUACCUGGGCUGUUCGAAUUAUUCCAGAGGUAGCCUGGAUAAUACCUGUCUCAGUCGCUAUCUCAAUAUUCGGUUCUCUAAAUGGUGAUGUGUUUGUGCUUGGACGAUUAAACUAUGCUGGGAGCAAGGAGGGUCAUUUACCUGCCCUGAUAUCAAUGAUUCAUGUAAAUCACUUGACUCUGGCUCCAGCUGCAGUCCUCUCAACCAUUAUUGCAUCAGUAUUCGUCAUUCCAUCAGAUCUUCUGUCAUUAACUAAUUACUUUGGCUUUUCUUCUUGGCUUUUGAUUGGACUAACUGUUACAAGUCUGAUUGUUCUACGCUUCAGAGAACCAGACAUUCCAAGACCAUAUAAGGUCUUUCUGCCAAUCGCCUUUGGAGUUGUGUUAGUCGCCACAUUUUUAGUUCUAGCACCAAUAAUACAAUCACCCAAAGUGCAAUAUUUCUAUGCCUUACUGUUUAUGCUGAGCAGCAUGAUCAUUUAUUUCCCUUUUGUUUAUUUUAAACUACGUAUCCCAUACUUCGAUGCCAUUACUUGCUACUUACAGCUGUUGCUGGAGGUGGCUCCCACAGAUAUAUUUGAAGAUCCCAAAAGCCAAUAAAUAGUAAAACAGGUGUGGGAUCCCUUAUUUUGAAACCAGUUAGCCACAAAGCUCCAAAUUACAGAAAGGCCAUCUCCCAUAGUGGCCACUUCAAGCAAGUAAUGCAAAUUUUUAAAAAUGAUUUCCUUUUUUUCUGUUGUAAUAAAACAGUAAUGUGAAUUUUAUCUUAACUAAGGUGCAUGAACCCAUAUUGGUAACGAAACAUGAUUUUUCAGCAGACGUAAGGUAUGGAGAUCCAAAUUAUGGAAAACCCCAGGUCACAAGCAUUUUAGACAAUAGCUUUGCUUUUAUUACAGAAAGAUUGCACUGGCUCAUUGGUUCAGUCAUUUUAACACUUUGUUUUAUUUGCUUAAAAUAUAAACAUGUCUUUGCAAAAAUACUGACAGUAAAUAUUCUGUUUCGUCAGCAAAAAUAUUUUGAAUUAAAACUGUCUUCUUUGAAUAAAUAAUGAUAUUUAUAACACUGGAAAAAA
Molecule: messenger RNA, 1987 nt
Organism: Xenopus laevis (African clawed frog)
Lineage: Eukaryota; Metazoa; Chordata; Amphibia; Anura; Pipidae
Gene: slc7a13.S
Product: solute carrier family 7 (anionic amino acid transporter), member 13 S homeolog
Biological process (GO): L-alpha-amino acid transmembrane transport; transmembrane transport; amino acid transmembrane transport
Cellular component (GO): plasma membrane; apical plasma membrane; membrane
Molecular function (GO): transmembrane transporter activity; L-amino acid transmembrane transporter activity
Source: RefSeq, marked provisional